This is a messenger RNA of Anguilla rostrata (American eel), 4455 nucleotides long. RefSeq names its product zinc finger protein 316-like. Bases 184 to 1581 code for a protein of 465 amino acids. NCBI's taxonomy places the organism in Eukaryota, Metazoa, Chordata, Actinopteri, Anguilliformes, Anguillidae. The record is from RefSeq and is a predicted model, not a curated record. The transcript has 3 exons. Gene Ontology annotation, cellular component: nucleus. Gene Ontology annotation, biological process: regulation of transcription by RNA polymerase II. Gene Ontology annotation, molecular function: DNA-binding transcription factor activity, RNA polymerase II-specific; RNA polymerase II cis-regulatory region sequence-specific DNA binding.
UUUCCCAAGCAACUUGGGGAGUCCUGUAACAUUCAGUAGUCAUUUGCCGUUAACUGUUAAAAACGUACGUUUAUUUCAGUUAGGAAUAAUUGUUUAAAUGUUUUGACAUGUGUAAAAUUACACUAGGUUGUUGUUAAUUAGGUUUGUAACUAACGAACAGCGGUGUGGCGUUUAAAAGCUAAAAUGGCUUAUUAUGGUAUUAAUGUUCAGAAACAGUUACAUUCUAUUUUGGAUGCGUUGACAAAAGAUGCUGUGGCAGAGAUCGGCAAACUUAUUGAAGAUGGUUCCGCUGUUCUGCGUUUGGAAAUAUUUCAUAGUCAGAAAGAGAACGAAACGCUGAAAAUGAAAUUACAGGAGAUGGAGAGAGAGCUGAAGACUGCGCGUGAGUACGGAAAGAAAGGACAGGAGUUUAAGGAUGCAUUUGCGACGAGGUACUGUUUACCCGCGGAGGAGGAGGACUUCCGACAGUGUGUUAUUGUAGAACAGAGUGGUGAACUCCUCUCUGAAUCGGUCAUUAAGAAGGAAAGGUUGGAGGAGCAGGAGAACUGCCUGGGGAGUGAUUGGAGGGGGGAUAUUUUAGAAGCAGAGAGGAGUGUUGGUUCUGACUGGGACUCGGGCCUGAAUGGGGGCGUGGCUGCUGAGGUGCGGCCUGGCCCGGGGGCGGCCCCAGAGCCGUUUGUGUGGGCGGAGCCUGAGCUGAUGCAGGGGGACGGCGAGGACGCCUACGCGGAUUUCCGCUACGCUGGCGAGGGGGGCGUGCCCGGUCAGGCUGAGGGGGAGGCGCCGGGGGCGGAGCCCUUUAAAGAGGAACUCAGCAUGCAGCCCGUGUGGGCAGAGGAGGCGGGGCCGGGGAUAGGCUCCUCCCACCGGGGGCGGUACAGGGAGGAGACGGACGGCAGGGUGGCGCAGACGGAGGCGGUGGGCAGUGCCAGUCGCGGCGGGCGCAUCCCGGGGCCCCUGAGGGCCUGCUCGGUGCGGGUGGAGUGCCUGAGUCUGCAGGACUCCGGGGGAAAGCGGCAGAACGCCGCGGCGGACGAGGCCGCGGUGGCGGACGGCUCGCUCGACGCGCCGGCCCCGUUCCUCUGCCCCUGCUGCGGGAAGGCGUUCUCCUGGAGCGUGUCGCUGAAGAGACACCUGCAGACCCACGAGCAGCGCCGGCCCUUCCGCUGCGCCCUGUGCCCCAAGAGCUUCCCCGACCAGCUGCACCUCACCGCCCACCAGCGGAACCACAAGAGGGUCCGCCAGUUCAGCUGCGCCACCUGCGGCAAGGGCUUCUUCCGCAAGCACCACCUGAGCUCGCACCAGAGGACGCACACCGGGGAGCGGCCGUACUGCUGCAGGUACUGCGGCAAGGACUACAAGCAGCUGAGCAACCUGAUCAGCCACCAGAGGAGCCACACCGGGGAGCGGCCCUACGGCUGCACCCAGUGCGGGAAGAGCUUCCACCGGCUCGACAACCUGAAGGCCCACCAGAGGGUGCACACGCGCGUGCGCAAGUUCGUCUGCUCGUUCGCGGACUGCCAGGAAAGCUUUGAUCAGAAGUACCUGUUUGAAAGCCACCAGCUGUCGCAUGUUGUGUGACGCUGCGCAGAGCGGAGCAGGGGGCGGGGUCUGAUGAGCGGCCGAUUCUCCAGCCGUGCACCAAUCCCCCGUGUCCAGGGGUGGGGCAGUUUCCCAUGACACAUUCUGCACCGUGAACCCUUCUGUAACUGCACCCCUCUCUGCUGCACCCUGUCUGUACCCCUCUCUGCUGCCCCCUGUCUGUACCCCUCUCUGCUGCCCCCUCUCUACUGCUCCCUGUCUGUAACCCUCUCUACUGCCCCCUGUCUGUACCCCUCUCUGCUGCCCCCUCUUGACUGCCCCUGUCUGUACCCCUCUCUGCUGCCCCCUGUCUGUACCCCUCUCUGCUGCCCCCUGUCUGUACCCAUCUCUGCUGCCCCCUGUCUGUACCCCUUUCUACUGCCCCCUGUCUGUACCCCUCUCUCCUGCCACCUGUCUGUAACCCUCUCUGCUGCCCCAUGUCUGUACCCCUCUCUGCUGCCCCCCUGUCUGUACCAGCUCCUGGCAAUAAAUAAUGAUGUAAUGUUUUUGCUAUUUUGACUCAAACGAGUCACGAGUCCUCUGUGAAAAGAACUAAAGCUCAGUAAUGGGCACAACUGCAGUGUUUCUGUGGUUUUGAAAAAUUGCUGGACAUUCUCUACUUGUGGAAAGUGUAGUUGUUAUAACUGUAUGCAUCAGGUAUUGAUGAUCACAGAAUGUGGUGAUGUUCCUGGUGUUACUCAAAGUUUCAACGGUAACAACAUAAACAAACGUUACUGCGCAUGUGCGUUGUUCUGGCCCUAACGUAACUUCUGGCAGACUUCCGCAAACAAUCAAUAACAACAGAGUCCCUCUAGACUAUUUCUGAUAACAAGCAAAAUAAAUAACAAGUAAAUUACGUUAGCUAGCUAGUUAAAUAUGUGUCUAGCCAGUAUUAUUUGAGGUUACCAGUCGAAGAAAAGAACCGUUACUUGGCCAAACUCAAAUGUGAUAACGAUACACUACCAGAAAAACAAGUGACAGAUAACUGUUGACAGUAUUGCACCUUGCUGAGCAUCAUACAUUCCUUGCAUAAUCCAUAACUGUUCUGGGUUUCAUGCACAUUCCUGUGUAAAAAGUGCACUCUUUCUAUGAUAUUGCUUAAAAAUGAUGAUUAGAGACACAAACUGGGGCUAGUGGGCAGCAUGUGUAGCCAAUGCAAUUACUGUAGGUUAUUUAUUUGUAUAGCAUGCAUUGCUGGAAAAACAUCGUGGCUCUUAAUAGUUUGGGUCAUCUUGCUAGGUUACCACAACAAAAAAUGACCAGGAAAUGUAACACUGAAGUCAUUGGAAACAGGUAUCAUAACGUUAGUUCAAAACGUAGCUAAAGCGUAUUAACUACUAGCAUUGAUCUAACAUUGACCUAAUAUAAUUUAUACAAUGUUAGCUACGUUUAGCUAGCUAGCUACCUACAAUCAAUUUAGUUAGCUAAUUCAUAACCACUGCAGGCGUAUUACUGGUCAGCUAGCUAUUAGCUAUCGCUUAUCAUGAGUUUGUUACCUGAAACGAAGUCGGUGCUAGAGUGAGAGAACCUAUUCGACCACCUUCGUUCGACAGACAGGAAAGCGUAAACUGAUUUGCAACUAUAUAUGAAAUAUGCGAAAUAUCGGUAACAACCUGUACCUAGUAAUGUCGGAAAAAAUGUCCUUGUUAUCCUCCUGUGGUUAUUUUUUCAGUACUUUCGCGAUUUUUUUUCUGUGCCGGCAAAUAAGUCAGAGGUGGUCCAGUGUAGCUUUUGAUUGCUAAGGGGACGUGUAUCGACCACCACAUAUAAAUGAAUGGAACUUGACAUAAAUUUGCUAGUAUCCUGUCGUGCGUAUUUGAGGUUAAUAUGAGAAAGGGUGGUCUCUAUCAGCACGUCUAGGAAUCCGUACAUAUUCACGGUUGUAACCCAAGUCGAAGUAUGCAAAUUAGCUGUUAGGAAAGCAGUUUGAAAUAAUGAAGCAACGUCUGGGCCAUUGGCUUUAAUGGGUCACGAUGAGAUAAUUACGAGCGUGUUGCUUGUCUUAAGUUGAUAUAGUAAAUAAGGCUGUAUUAGUAUUACUAAAUGUGUGAAGGCGAUUUUUUAAAUACAGUUUAUUAUGUGUAUUUUUACUGGACUUACAUUUAAUAGGUAAUGAUGUCCAGUUAUUUCUCAAAAAUAUGAGGUAACAACGGGCAAGCACCAGCUAUAAUAAUCGCAGGGAUUCAAGCAAUUAGUUUCACAAUUCCCUAGUGGGAUUACAAAGUUAAAUUAUGUAUUUUUACAAAUUUUCGAAAUGUAGUUUGUUCCUGAGAUCAGGUUGCACCCCACAGCACAACAACCUGAGCCCAACAUCAGUCUGCUCAUCAGUUUAACUUUCACUCCGUUUGUAAUCGGUGUCAUAUUAAACACAAACCCAAUAUAAACAAACACAGAGCAGAAGUUAACUUAUGGCCAAGCGCAUAACCUUGGCAACGCGCGUGCGUCCGAUGAAAGCGUCUAUACAACACCACAGGUAUCACUAUAGAUCAAACAAUGUUCACCUCCACAUUCUUAACACUGAAACAUUUUGUUCUAUUAAAUCUGAAAAAUUCCACAUUCUAUGCCUUUCCCUAGCAGCACUGGAAGCUGGUGUUACUAAUCGAGAAGAAUGAACGCAUGACUAUCAGGUUAGUCUGUAGCAAGGUAUGAAUGUGAAGCAAGGCUCACAGUUCAAUGUCUACCUAAGUACACUGUGCUCUGUGUAUUACAAACAAGGCUUUAAAAAGGGCAGGUGCCAUUUUUUCUGUACAAAUGUAAAUGAUCCUUUCUGUUAAAAUAGUUAUAUUAAAUGUUAUUAGUAUAACGCUUUUUGGUAUGACACUGUCACAAAGCCACUUUACAGUGGGGAUACAAAAUAAAAUUGGGCAAAAGACC